AUGUCAAAGGAAAAUAUUAAUUUACCGAAAGUACCAAAAGAUUUAUGUUUUUCCGAAAUAGAUUUUCUUCAACAAAAUUUUAAUGUGGAUAUCUUCCUUCAAGAACACAGAAAAAAUACGAAAUUAGAAACCAUGAGAGACGAUCUUGGAAUAUACUUAAAAUUAUUAAGAUCUGCUAUGAUUGAUUUAAUCAAUAGAGAUUAUACAGAUUUUGUAAAUUUAUCAAGUAAUAUGAUAGGUUUGGAUAAAGCUAUUAAUGAUUUACAAAUACCUUUAGGUCAAUUAAGGGAAGAAGUAAUGCAAAUACAGCAAACUCUAGAUGAUGAAAUUAUAUCAAUUAUUCACAACAUGAAUGAGAAUAAGAAAGUUCAAAAAUAUAAGCGAAGUGUGUUUAGCUUACAACAUAUUUAUAAGUCCUUAAAUAAACUUUCAUCAAUAUUAUCUUUAAAUACAUUCCUUGAAAGUUCCAUUAAAAUAGAUAUUUUAGAACAAGCUGCUGCAGAAUUUAACCAGUUACAGUUUCAUAUAUCCAGAUGCGAAUUAAGCAUUAUUAAUGAGAAACAUGAAGAAGCUGAAAAACUUGAGAAUUCUUACAUGACAUUUCUCAAUGAACUUUUCUUGGCAUGCAUACAAGAAAAAAAUUCUACAUUAUUAAUUCGUUGUUUAGGAAUUUAUGUUACACUUGAUAAAAUGUCUGAUGCAGAGAUUUUAGUGAGAACGGAAAUUGUUGGUCCAUUGGUUCAUAACAUAAUUAGUAUAGAAAACUUACAAACUGAUUUGUUAGGCCUACAAAAUAUAUACAAUAAAUUGUUGAGUAUUUUACAUGUAGAACUUAAACAAUUGUUAGAUCUUACAAUGUAUCCAAGAUUUUCUGUGAAAGGUUUCAAUUUUUUGGUGAACAGUUUUUGGAUUGAUGUAGAAGAAAAAAUUAAUCAAUAUGUAAAAUGCAUUUUUGCUCCUGGAGAUCCAAUAUUAUUUCAUUCUAGAUAUGUAGCAACAUUGGAGUUUUUAGAAAAGCUGGAAAAUGAAUGUGUUACAUCUGAAUCAUUAAUUGCAUUAAAAGAAAAUUCACAGUAUAAAAACUUUCUGAAAAAAUGGAAUUUACCAGUAUAUUUUCAAAUCAGAUUCCAAGAAAUAGCUAGUAAAAUUGAAACAAUUUUAACUGAACCAAUAUCACCAACAUCUGUAAGAGGAACACUAGAAUCUCUUGUACAAAAUGAUUUUUCUCUUUGUACAACUUAUGUCAUAUGGGAAAAUUUGCAAAAAAUUUGGGAUAAUGAUAUGUAUCUGUACCAACUCUUUCAUAAAUUUUGGAAAUUUAGUCUUCAAAUAUGCGCUAGAUAUCAAAUAUGGACUCAAACAGUACUAAAAGAAGUUUGGCCAAUAGAAAAUGAAAUAAACAAUUUAAAUAAAGUAGAACAUUCCACAAGACUUAACUUCUUAAUCUGUUUAUAUAAAGAUACAGAAAAAUUUGUAAAUAUACUUCCAUCAAUUUUGGAAAUAGCUCAAUUAAAACUUAAAGAAGAAACUUCAACAGUAUUGAAAUUAUUAAAAGAUUCUCUUGAUGAAACAAUAAACAAUUUAAAAAAAAUUUGGCCACAAAUUACAAAAGAAAUUGUGAAUGAAUUAUUGAAACAAUGUGUAAUGCAUCUGAAACAAGUCAAUGAUAUACCAAGAUUAUUUAGACGAACAAAACGAGAUGUACCAACAAAACCAUGCACUUAUAUUAAAAAUACUCUUGCAUUCCUCAUCAAUUUUCAUGCAGAUUACAAAAAAGUAAUACCAACUAAUGUUAAUUGUUGGUUGGAAUUAGCUCUUUCUUUGUUAACUGAACAUUACUUAGCUUCCGUAACAGACGUCUUAACUUCAGUGCAAAUAACUGAAGAGAGUUUAAGAAGAUUAAAACAAAUACGUGAUAAGUCAAUGGGGUCUCUUUCUUCCGAAGUUCAAGGAAUCAGUGAUAAUGAAAAAAUACGAAUCCAGUUACAAGUUGAUGUACAAGCUUACGUCAAUAUGAUUACAGACAUGGAAAUUUCAACUUUAAACGUACUUCAUAUGAAAGACCUGUUACACAUAGUUGAAACAGCAACAAAAAAAUAA
Messenger RNA from Eufriesea mexicana, 2100 nucleotides. It is a transcript of the gene Cog2, whose product is annotated as conserved oligomeric Golgi complex subunit 2. The record is from RefSeq and is a predicted model, not a curated record. Gene Ontology annotation, biological process: Golgi organization; protein transport; intra-Golgi vesicle-mediated transport. Gene Ontology annotation, cellular component: COG complex; membrane. The transcript has 11 exons. Bases 1 to 2100 code for a protein of 699 amino acids. Lineage: Eukaryota; Metazoa; Arthropoda; Insecta; Hymenoptera; Apidae.